Molecule: messenger RNA, 1321 nt
Organism: Pleuronectes platessa (European plaice)
Lineage: Eukaryota; Metazoa; Chordata; Actinopteri; Pleuronectiformes; Pleuronectidae
Product: atrial natriuretic peptide receptor 2
Exons: 1
Coding region: 550-1287 (245 amino acids)
Biological process (GO): vasodilation; regulation of blood pressure
Molecular function (GO): natriuretic peptide receptor activity; peptide hormone binding
Source: RefSeq, a predicted model, not a curated record
UUUCCACUUGUUAUUCAGUUUGUGUUGCUUUGCUUUGCACUGGUAUUUUGUGUGUGUUCUUGUUUUCGGAGGCAGAUGAAUCUGAUCUUUAAUUUAAAGUGGCAGGAGAUUCCAAACGUGCAGUGGAAUCACCUGAACGCACCCAGAUGCGUCUAAGUCUCCGGGACUCGGUGGUGAUUUAUUGACGCUGUGGACACUUCUUGCAGUGCGGGACGUGCGGGGGCAGAGCAGUGGGCUGCUGUGAUUUAAGUUGCCGUCAUCUGGAUGGAUGUUAUCACUCUGAGACAGACCAGCGGCUCCAGGACCGCGCUGCGCCCGAGGAACCUCCUUUCCACCUGGAUUUUACGCAUGGCGCUGCCGGGCUGGCUCCACAUCAUGACGCACGACCUGCUGUGAGUUGAGAAGAGGGAGCGAAGCAGGGAAACUGCGGGAGACGGAUACUUAUGGUUUGGUGUGAGCGUGCCACAGCCGCCCGUGACUCCUCUCCUAACGGUGCGCCCUCCGUGGCCGUACUCGCUCUCCGGGACUUCCACGCGGCUGGCACGCGCGAUGGGAUGCAGAAGCGCGCUGGGAUGCUGCCUGCUCGCGGUGCUCUCCUGCUGCCUCCCGCCCGGCUGCUCAGGUAACAUCACCGUGGCCGUGAUGCUGCCGGACAACCACCACAAGUACCCGUGGGCUCUGCCGCGCGUCUUCCCGGCCAUCCUCAUGGCGCACGAGGACCUGCACGCGAAGCACGGGCUGCUGCUCGGCCGGUUCAUCAACAUCCUCAACUUCAGCACCGAGGACCCGGUGGCCGGCUCCUGUGCGGAGAGCCGUGCGCAGGUCGUGGCCGUGGACGCGAAGCUCUACAUCCGCCCGGACGCGUUCUUCGGCCCCGGGUGCGUGUACCCGCUCGCCUCCGUGGGCCGGUUCGCGUCCCACUGGAAGCUCCCGCUGAUCACAGCUGGAGGUCCCGCGUUCGGCUUCGACAAGCGGGAGGAGUACCGGACCAUCGUGCGCAGCGGGCCCUCCACCACCAAGCUGGGGGAGUUCGCCAACGUCCUGCACACGCAUUUCAACUGGACGUCCCGCGCCGUGGUGAUCUUCCACGACCUGCGGCAGGACGACCGGCCGCACUACUUCCUCUCGGAGGGCAUCUUCCUGAACCUGAAGGAGGAGAUGAACGUGACGGUGGAGGCGCAGCCGUACGAGGACGACAAGGACUACAAGGACCUCAUCGCCUUCAUGAAGGAGCACGGGAGAAGUAAGUUCACGCUGGUGGAAACCAAAGUGGCGUUUAAAGUUUAAAAACCCUGUGCGUCACGGAGCGAGAUCUGGUGUU